ACAAAUCUUUCCGUCUUUUGUGAAAGCGCUAGACUAGAGUUACUAAUACCUAGUGUACAUGUGACUUUUUUUUAGAUUAAAAAGUGUUUCGAAAUGGUCGUUAGUUGUCGAUUUUGUUGCUUGCAAGAUUCUACAACACAAACAACAAAUCCUGUGCUUGUGGAUGCCCUACAACAAGUUAUAAAGUCUCUUUUAGCCAAAGAAGAACAUGAUGUAAAAACGUUCUAUGCUCAAAAUGAAGAGAUAGAGAAGCUGCAGAAAGAGGUGAAAGAGUUGAAGUUUGAGCUUCAAUCUCUUCAAAAUGUUAAAGCUUCCCUCGCUACUGUUUUGUCUGAGGAGAAGCAAAGAUGUGAUGAAUAUAAGAAGAAAUUACAAACAGCACAAGAAGCUUUGGUGAAGCUACACAGUUGUAACAAAAAGAUGAGUAAAAAUGCUGCUGAAUCUCUUCUGUUUCCUCGUCCCGCUACUCAAAGCAGAGAAGAACCGUAUGUGAUACUAGCACCAGAUACUUGUCAAGUUGAAGUCAGCAGUGGAGACAAUAAUGCUACUGAAAUAAGAUCUGAACCUAAAUCAAGGGACCACGUUUUCACUAAGCCCCUUGCAAAGCGAAAAUGCAUGGAAAAACAAAAAUCUCCCCAUUCAUUUUUUAAGAAGCCGAGAAAUAAGUGUGAAGACGCUCAAGGUCACGCUACAUCUUCAAGAAAUGAUUCAGAUCAUGACCCUGAUGAAACAUGGGCACCAGAUCAAUCAGAUGAAGAGUUAUGCAUCCCUGCCUCACCAAUACUGAGUGGAUAUUCUGGUAGCGUGAAAAAUUCUUUUUUUGCAAAGAAAUUUAAAAAGGAUACCACCCACGAUGGUAAGGCUGGGGAUCAUACAUCAGAUAGUCCGAGCCUUUUAAAAAAUGUGAAUACUGGGGGUGCUAAUUAUAAAGGAAGUCUGAGGAACAGGACAACAUUAAAAGAGGUUACUCCAAGUGAAUCAAGUUCAAGAACCAGUUUUCAAUUACACUUAAGUGAUAAUGAAAGUGAUUCUUCGCAUGAGUACAAUGGUUUGGAAGAUGAAAAUGAUGAAAACUUUGGAUCUUCCUAUCAACUCAGACCCAGGUCCUCGUUAUCUCCAAUAAAUGUGGAUAGCUCUUCUGAUGAGGAAAGCAGAGAUUUAAAAGAAGCCAACGACAGUUUGGAUGAAUUGUUCGAAAAAACUGACAUUGCAGUUCCCAAUAUUUCCGACUUGGAUUGUACAAGGUUGGAAGUGAAUGUUGAGAGAUUGGAGGUUGAUGGUUUUGAUGAUCAACAACAACAACAACAACAACCAGAAGAUUUCAAUGAUUUUUUAAAUGAUGAAGAUGAUUUUAAACCAAAGAAAAAAAUGGCAAAGAAAACUUCACAAAGUAAAAUAUGUAAUGACGUGGAUGAGACUAUGAUCCCAGAAGAUUGCACUACUGAUCAUGAUGAAAACUUUGGCGACAGUUUUGACCUUGCUCCAAAGAAAAAUGACAAACCAAGUUUUAAAUAUCAAAGUGUGGUCCGUAAACGGGAUGAAAGAAAUAAACUUGAUGCUCAAACCUGUGCACAGUGUGAGGAAUACUUCAGUGACUUAUCUCCUCGUAAACGUGCGGAGAAAAUACGUAACGUGUGUCGUCAUCGUCACGUGUUUGCGCCACCUAAGAGCCCAGAACACUUUUGGGAAAUUGGAAUUCCUGAUACAUUGGAAUGUAAAAGACGGGGUUACAUUAGAGAUGAGGAAGAUUUUUCAGAAGAAGAGCUCUCUCGGCUGAGAGAGAGAAGAAGAAGGUAUAGAAGAAGGCGGAGUGAUGACGUCGAAAAAUAAAGAUUCGCGAGAAAUUCACAAGAAUAAUUUUUCACAAACAUAAUUUUUGUAAAUGUUAUAUUUUAACGUGUCUGAAUUACGCAAUUAUUAAAGUUCUGUUUUUGAGGAGA
Messenger RNA from Ciona intestinalis (vase tunicate), 1940 nucleotides. RefSeq lists its product as uncharacterized. Gene Ontology annotation, molecular function: damaged DNA binding. The record is from RefSeq and is a predicted model, not a curated record. Gene Ontology annotation, biological process: DNA repair; DNA double-strand break processing involved in repair via single-strand annealing. Lineage: Eukaryota; Metazoa; Chordata; Ascidiacea; Phlebobranchia; Cionidae.